Molecule: messenger RNA, 3828 nt
Organism: Choloepus didactylus (southern two-toed sloth)
Lineage: Eukaryota; Metazoa; Chordata; Mammalia; Pilosa; Megalonychidae
Product: tubulin polyglutamylase TTLL13P-like
Exons: 13
Coding region: 1232-3307 (691 amino acids)
Biological process (GO): protein polyglutamylation; microtubule cytoskeleton organization
Cellular component (GO): cilium
Molecular function (GO): tubulin binding; tubulin-glutamic acid ligase activity
Source: RefSeq, a predicted model, not a curated record
GUCAGCCAUCUCCUUCCUUCCCUCCUAUCUCUACUGGCCUCUCUCAAGGGGCCACUAAGAACCUGAGGGGCCAGUGUGACCUCUCCCUAAGGAUAGUUCUGCAGGCCAGAAACAGUCCUGACAGAGAUAGGGAGAAAACCAGAGCUCACAGGAACAGAGCCAGGCUCUAGUUUUCUCUACCCUAGAUUUUGGAAGGGCCCUGACAGCCUCAUGAACUUGGAAUUGUCACUAAAUGGUAACUAAACUGCAGAGAUGAGGUAAGAACUGCCUCCCUCUUCAACCUGCCCUCCCAUCAGGUCUCUUCCUUACCUGACCCAGCUACAGUCCCAGGGCUUAUUGCUGGUGUCCAGGCUGGCACCACUGACCUCUCUUUCUCUACAGUGCAUCGGGCAGCCCAAAUAUGUGGCCUGAAAGAGGUGGGAGAGGAUGAGGAGUGGACUGUGUACUGGACGGACUGCUCUGUCUCACUGGAACGAGUCAUGGACAUGAAGAGGUUUCAGACACUGAGACUGCCACUGCCUCUCAGUACCCCUCUGUACCUCUGGGCAGAGCAGGAAAGGCCACAUCCACAGACUUCUACUCCAGUGGGUCUCUGGAGCUCCUACUAUCUGAAGGACGUGUCUGGUAUGCAAACCCUCUCAUUUGCUCUUUGCCUAGAGGCAUCUGUGCCCAGCAGGUCCUCUCCAGGGCAAGUGGGCCCAUCUUAGGGAGAAGACUGGGAGGCAGUUUCAGAGCUAACAGCAGGGCCAGCUGAAUGUCCAACCUUCUAAGCUUAGCCUAGCAUCCCACAUCACUAGAGAUAGUGUGGGAUCCUGCCUGGCUGCAAGAUAAGAAAUACAGACCAGGGUCCACAAGAUUAUAGCUUCCUUGUUGUAUUUUUAUUAUCCUCUAAUUGGGUCUUUGUGGUGACUGGCAAUAAAAUAAUUGAAAAUGGCCCAUAGGCUUACUUUGGGGGAGACCAGGAAGAGAGUUUGUAACCUGUUUCAUGAUUAGUCUUGGGAGCGGAGCCCAAGAGAGAAGGAGCAGGUGCUAGAAUCCUCCAAGAAGCUUCCACAAAAAGGCAUGCAGGGAACAAGAUGAGGAUAACAAUAUCUAACAAUUUAUUGAGUGCUUUACUAAGACACUUAAGUGCUUUUAUAUUCUUACCUCAUGAAACCCUCAAAAACCAUCCUGAGUGGCAGAUAUCCCUGUUACAGAAGAGGACACUGAUGUUCAAAAAUACCAAGUUCACAUGGAAGCGAGUGGAAAAACCAAAAUCAACCAUUUCCCUGGCAUGACAGAAAUCUGCCGCAAAGAUCUGCUGGCUCGGAACCUCAACCGCAUGCAGAAACUCUAUCCUACUGAGUACAACAUCUUCCCCCGCACCUGGUGCCUCCCUGCAGACUAUGGGGACUUCCAGUCCUACGGACGUCAGCGAAAAACACGCACUUAUAUAUGCAAGCCGGACAGCGGAUGUCAGGGACGUGGCAUCUUCAUCACCCGAAAUCCUCGGGAGAUCAAGCCAGGAGAGCAUAUGAUCUGCCAGCAAUACAUCUCCAAGCCCUUCCUCAUUGAUGGCUUCAAGUUUGACAUGAGAAUCUAUGUCCUGAUAACAUCUUGUGACCCUCUUCGGAUCUUCAUGUAUGAGGAGGGCCUAGCCCGCUUCGCCACCAUGCCUUACGUGGAGCCCAGUCAUAAUAAUCUGGACGAUGUCUGCAUGCACCUGACCAACUAUGCUAUCAACAAACACAAUGAGAAUUUUGUCCGUGAUGAUGCUGUGGGCAGUAAGAGGAAGCUGUCGACACUGAACGCCUGGCUGCGAGAGCACAGCUAUGAUCCCCGAGAGCUGUGGGGGGACAUCGAGGACAUCAUCAUCAAAACCAUCAUCUCGGCCCAUUCUGUUCUUCGCCACAACUACCGAACCUGUUUUCCCCAAUAUCUAAGUGGCGGUACAUGUGCCUGUUUUGAGAUCCUUGGUUUUGACAUCUUGCUGGACCACAAGCUGAAGCCCUGGCUGCUGGAGGUAAACCACUCUCCAAGCUUCACCACGGACUCACGCCUUGAUCGAGAAGUGAAGGAUGCGCUUCUCUGUGAUGCCAUGAACCUUGUCAACCUCCGGGGCUGUGACAAAAGGAAGGUGAUAGAGGAAGACAAGCGGCGAGUAAAGGAGCGGCUUUUCCAGUACCACCAACAGCCACGAGAAGCCAGGCGAGAACAAACUGAGUCAUCCCAUGCAGCAAUGCUGGACCAGGAACGAUAUGAGGAUUCCCAUCUGGGGGGAUACCGGCGGAUCUACCCAGGGCCUGACACAGAGAAGUAUGCACCCUUCUUCAAGCACAAUGGCUCCCUCUUCCAGGAGACUGCUGCUUCCAAGGCCAGAGAGGAGUGUGCCAGGCAGCAACUGGAAGACAUCCGCCUUAAGCAGGAACAGCAAGAGACCUCAGGCAAUAAGAAGCAAAAGGAAAACAAGGACCAGAACCAGGGUGAAUCAGCUGGGGAGAAGAGCCGAUCCAGGGUGGUGCACCGGGGCCUUUCCACCCACUUGGCUUACAAGAACCGGAACCGGGCAAAAGAGUUGCUACCAGUACACCUGGACACCAUGCAUCCUCAAGACAUUGUAGAAGAGGAGGAGCUGGAGAGAAUGAAGGCCUUGCUCCAAAGGGAGAAUCUCAUCCGAAGCCUGGGUAUUGUAGAGCAACUCACUGGCAUGCUGCACCCCAGUUACCGGGGCCAGAAAAAACUUCAAGAGUAUCGGCCUAGAUUUCACCAGGACAGGCUGGGGAGUCAAGAAAUGCAAUCUGUGAGUCUGGUCCCACUGGUGCUCCUGAGAGAGGCUGCCACAGAGCAGAGCCCUCCUUUUCCGCAUCCAGUUCGGCCCCACGAACUCACCCCCAGGAUCUUAGGGCCACUGCCAAGCAUGAAUGUCGCAAUUCCACAUCAUUCCCGGUGCCAUCUACAGCCCAAGAACUUCAACUGGAUACGAGAUUCAUCAGCCAACGGCCCUUGUUCACUGUCAAUGAAGAAAUCUGGGAGACACUAUUUUUCCAGCGCCAGAGUCAGACUCACUAGCCAAGGCCAAGCCAGCAGAAGACUGGAAGCCAUAAACCGAGCCCUGGCAGGAUCAGUGCCACCCUCUUUAACCCCAAAGCAGGGCUAUCUUCUGCAGCCAGAAAAAGUGGCAAGUGACUCAUGGACUGGUUGCACCUUGCCCUCCAUGGUGAACUGUGAGCACAGAGCAGCCAAGGCCCGGGACCUCUCCCUCUGCCCUGCCUCUGCACCUCUGCUGCAACGUUCCAGCACACUCCUCAACAUCACCCACCAUAGGUAAAGGGAGGAAGGAAGUCCAGCACUCAAGCUCUCCUGGAGAAUCCCCUCAGGUUUCCCAAGGGCCAAAGGGCCUUCUACCUUUGUUAAAUUAAAGACUGCCACCAAGCUCCAGUUUGAAAAGCCCUGGCCAGGAACCCUGUUUCUAUAAGGCAAAACACAAAGACACCAAGAAUUCCGCAACACCCUAAGAUCAUUUGGGGAUCCGUAAAGACUAAAAGAUGAAGAGAAGUAAGGACCGGCCGUGCACUCCUCUCAGCCCUUCAAGCCUCAAUCCUACUUCUAAGUGAUGGAUCUGAAGCCUGACUGGGGCCCGAGGCUGGAGCUCUUCCCGGCGACAAGGAGUCCCUUUCCCAGAGAAGCCGGGUGCUCAAGGCAUGGGACUAUGGCGGUCAGCAAAAGACCGCCGGGGGACGCCUCUGCCCGCCGCUGUGGCGGAGACAAGCCAGUCUGGAAGCCGCUAGAGCAGAAGGACGGCUCAUAGCAAUUGAACCCGUCUUUUUAUUAAAGUUCUAUACCAUUUUC